This is a messenger RNA of Cooperia oncophora, 963 nucleotides long. The record is from the annotation of a GenBank genome assembly. NCBI's taxonomy places the organism in Eukaryota, Metazoa, Nematoda, Chromadorea, Rhabditida, Trichostrongylidae.
AUGACGAAUCGUCGUGGUGGAAGUCCACCCGAUGAGAAGGCUCUUGCGACCGCUAUGCACCAAAAUAAGCCUGGAACGCCUCGACUUUCGGUUCUUGGUUUCGAGGGCGCUUUCCAUGGACGUUCUCUUUGUAUGCUAUCCGUCACACGAAGCAAAGCCAUACACAAGGUUGACAUUCCGGCAUUUGAUUGGCCAAUUGCCAAAUUCCCUCGUUACAAAUACCCGUUGGCUGACAACAAAGCAUAUAAUGAUGCCCAAGACAAGGAAUGCCUGAAAGACGUUCAGGAAAAAAUAGCGGAAUGGAAGAAAAAGGAUCACGAUGUGGCUGCAAUAAUCGUGGAACCUAUUCAAGCCGAGGGCGGAGACAAUUACGGAAGCCCUGCCUUUUUCAAGGCACUGCAGAAGAUCGCAGCCGAUAACGGCGUUGUCUUCAUAGUCGACGAGGUCCAAACUGGUGGUGGUGGAACGGGUGAUAUGUGGGCACACAGCCACUGGAACCUCGAUUCACCUCCUGAUAUCGUUACAUUCUCGAAAAAACUUAUCACUGGUGGAUAUUUCUACAAAGAGCAUCUUCGUGUGAAGGAGGGAUACCGAAUUUACAACACCUGGAUGGGAGAUCCAUCAAAGCUGUUCCUCUUAGAGAAAGUGAUCGAAGUCAUUAAACGGGACGACCUCAUCAACAAAACUAAAUCAGUGGGGGAACUUUUCCAACAAGAACUUGCAAAACUACAGGCGAAGCAUUCGUCGAUAGUCAGUCAGGCUCGUGGAAUGGGAACGUUCGCAGCCAUAGAUUUCCCCAGUGCCUCUGUUCGAGAUCGGCUUGUGGAUAAGGCAAUCAAUCUCGGCCUCCAUUGUGGCGGAUGUGGAGAGAAGUCGCUGCGUUUCCGACCAUCGUUAGUGUACGACAAGAAGCACGUUGAAAUCACAUUUGAUCUGCUCGACAAAGCUCUCAAACAGUUAUGA